GAGCGCGCGCCGAAGCAGCCUGCAGUCAGCGUGCAACCGAGGACGCGUCACCAGCCGAGCUGCGCAUCAACUUUCCAGCUGGUCGCUUUUUAACUUGCUGGUUUUUCUUUUUUUGGAAACUCCUGAGACGCAAAUAAAAAAAUGGGUUGCUUUGAGUGCUGCAUCAAGUGUUUAGGCGGCGUGCCCUAUGCAUCCCUGGUGGCGACCAUCCUCUGCUUCUCUGGCGUGGCUCUGUUUUGUGGAUGCGGCCAUGUGGCUCUGACUGGCACUUUGACUAUCCUGGAAACCCACUUUUCCAGGGUCACAACCGAUCACGCCAUGCUCACUGAUGUAAUACAGCUGAUGCAGUAUGUCAUCUAUGGCAUCGCUUCAUUUUUCUUCCUGUAUGGAAUCAUUCUGCUUGCCGAGGGCUUCUACACAACCAGUGCUGUCAAGGAGCUCCACAGCGAGUUCAAGACCACCAUCUGUGGACGCUGCAUCAGUGGAAUGUUUGUGUUCCUCACGUACAUCCUGGGUGUGGCUUGGCUGGGCGUGUUUGGCUUCUCCGCCGUACCCGUCUUCCUCUUCUACAACAUGUGGUCCACCUGUAAUGCCAUGAAUUCUCCAACGUUCAACAUAACUAGCAUCGACUCCAUCUGCGUGGAUGUUCGUCAGUACGGAAUCAUCCCAUGGAACGCCACCCCAGGAAGGGCCUGUGGAUCUGCUCUUGGUGAAAUCUGCAAAACCAGCGAUUUUUACCUGUCCUAUCACCUGUACAUCGUGGCGUGCGCCGGGGCAGGAGCCACCGUCAUCGCUCUGAUCCACUUCCUCAUGAUUCUCUCAGCAAACUGGGCCUACCUUAAGGAUGCCAGUCAAAUGCAUGCCUACCAAGACAUCAAAUUGAAGGAAGAGCGGGAGCUGCAGGACAUCACCGCACGCUCAAAGGAAUGCCUCAAUUCCUACACAUAAGGAUUUUUCAUCCGUGCAAACACACGCUACGUGACAUACAAAACACUGCGGGCCUACUACAGCAGCCUGUUUGGACCAACACUCUGCUCAAAUAACCGGCUGGCUGUGUACACUGUGCAGUACUAACCCAGCUUCUAACCUCCUAAUGCAUCCGAGCUGCUUCCUGCACUAACUCAAAAAGACUUGCUACAUACAGAUUGCAGACUUUUUUUUUUUUUUUCCCCCCGAUUUUGCAGGAAGAAACAAUGCCGAUGAUCCUUUUGUGGUAGUCAUUUUUCCUGCUGAACCUUGAUGGGUUAGACUAUUUUUAUGCAGUGGAUAACAACAGGUUUAUUUUGUCUGUCUUAUGACCCUCCAGCUUUUCCAAAGUAAGAGGUUUGGUUCUUGUUCUUUCCCUCGUUCACAGGCCUUAAACCAAAUUCCAGUGUCAAAAUGUAUUAAUGGAACAAAUAUUUAAAAAGUAGACAAAAAAAACCCUGCUCUAAUAAUAUACUAAGAAUUUGACUGCAUGGCUGUUUCAGCAAAUGUUCUAAUGUUAAGGAUGGGUCUGUAAUCCAAUUCUGUUUCACAGAUACUCAGAAUAUUAGCCAAUUUUUUCCAUUAAAAAGGGUUUAUUUGAAAAAGAUGUCUCAAAUUUGGGACAAAGGAGGAAAAAAAAAAACUCCACAUGCAAAAAUAUUGCAAUUUACAUGUGAAUGCUACUGCAUUUAUUGGCAACAUAAAAAACACAAUGUUAAAAAAGGAAUCAAAAGUUUAGAUGUAAAUAGAAAAGACUGCUGAGUUCAUAACACUGAUAGUGGUUGUAAAUUGUCAUUUCUGUACAAUGUUAUUCAAACCAUUCUGAUUUCUAAGAAAUAAAAAGCCAUCCCCUAUAUAUGGAACAGCAGGUUCAACAAUGAUUAAUUUGUUUUUUAAUGACUACAUUUCUAUUUCUUUUGAUUUUCUAUAAUUGCAUUUUUUAUGUGCAAUUGUAACAUGUAAGAAUUACUUAUGUAAUCUUUUUCUUAGUUACAGCGAUAACUUGAUGUUUUGUUGUUGCAUGAAGACGACUGUUUCUGCAGAAACGUGAUGUACAGUGAGAUAUUCUGACAUCAGUAGUAGGCAGCUUUUGCCCUAUAUUCUUACCAAUUAACUCCUUUUAUAGCAAUAUCAUCAGUGUAGAUUCGUAGUAAAGUCUUAGUUCAUUUGACUUCUUUUUGUAAUAUUUUGAAUUAUAGUAUACACAUUCUGUAUGAAUGUUGAGCGCCUCUACAUUUUAAUUGUAAUGUACCAUUAAAAAGAAAAUUACACCACCAGUCAUUGAAAAAUGUGUGUAAAGUAAAAACAGAAAAUGUAGCCAAUGUAUGCUUAUGAUACAGAAUGUGUUAUUGGGUGUAUGGGAGGGAAAUAAGACUUGUGUAAAGAUAAUGGGAAUUCAGUGUUAUCUUUUUGUUCCUUGUGUUUGAACCAAAAAAAAAGUAGUUUCUAAAUCACCGGGAGGACAUCAAUCAAUCACCGAGCACCGUCUGACUGGAAACCCCCUUUGUGACAUGACUCAAAUGGCCUGAUGACUGUUUUUAUGGAAAGAAAUAAAACAAAUGGUUGUACUUUU
Molecule: messenger RNA, 2539 nt
Organism: Oryzias latipes (Japanese medaka)
Lineage: Eukaryota; Metazoa; Chordata; Actinopteri; Beloniformes; Adrianichthyidae
Gene: gpm6bb
Product: glycoprotein M6Bb
Biological process (GO): central nervous system myelination; axon development
Cellular component (GO): myelin sheath; plasma membrane
Molecular function (GO): structural constituent of myelin sheath
Source: RefSeq, a predicted model, not a curated record